AUGCCACAAUCGAAAUCCAGUUUCGGAGAAGACACCAUAUCAUCAGUAGAACUAGUACCCCGGUGUUCUGUUAUUCUUGAGGGUACUCCUCCGGGUGCCGGGCAAUAUAUGUUUUUGGUAUUAUUCAAUGAAUUUAUUCUGAUUGAAUGUAAAUGGCAAGCUGAUUUACUAGAAACGACUCUUUUACCGAUAAACAUUGAGCAACCUGAAAUUCAGCAGUUAGUUGCAAGUCAACCAUUAAUAUGUUUGCUCCGAGCGUCUGGAGGUAAGGGACCUAAAGAUCCAGACCCUUUGCUACACGGAGAUAAUCGCGCCGGAGGAACGGUAGACUUAUUCCCUUUGGUACUUGGGGCAGACAAAGUAUGUGUAACCUUGCCUCUAGUAUCAAUAAAUACCGGCGAAGAUACAGGGUUAUCAGUUGAAGUAACGGUGAAUGUAGUGACUGAGGCAAGAUUAUAUAAAAGCACUCUUCUUAUGACAUUAGUUUCUGCACACUGCUUACCUCCAGCUAGGGAUGGAACUGUUUAUUUGGGAGCCGUUGCUCUCGAUGAAGUUCUUCAAACUGCAGCUGUAAAUUUUGGCAAGUCCUUAAGCUCUCGUUCUGCUACCAAAUCUGUGUGGGCAACAGUCAGCCAAGCUCGCUAUGCAGCUAAUACACAAUUCAAUGUGCCAUGUGAUGACGUAUUUGUACCGUCGGAUUUGGAAGUCCAAAACACUCCAGAGUGUAGAUCAGUGUACUGGAAUUCCAUGCAGCGAGUCCUAGUAGAUCCAUUACUAUUGCGAACUAGACUCUCAUCCCCUCUUUUUAUUGAAAUGGCUGGAAUACCAAAGGUUGGAAAACAAGAAUUGCGUGGUCGAUAUAUGGGAUUCAUCGAUGCAAACGUGUUGUUGGAAGCCGCACAAUUUGGAGUUACGACCAGCACACGGUUAUUGUUAUAUAACGAAAAUGGUUUACCAACAUGUGGGCCACUGUUGGAAUUGCCACCUACUAGCGCUAAGGCUACCAGUGCUCGAGACGCGGAUCCUGUUCUAAGAGAUGAAUACGGCCACUGCGCCUACAUUAUUCUCAGAUUCGAUUUAGUGGAACCACUCGUGCCAAAGACGAAACUGUCGUUUCUUUUCAACACCUUAGGAUUGUUACCUGGUGAAGGACCGCCAACUCCCGUUAAUAGUUUUCCUCCGGAAGCGCCUUCAGAAGAUCCGUCGUUAGAUGCUCGACAAAUAAGGAAAGAUUGUGGAGCAUUAGCGGUUCACACAGAGUUAGGUGUCUUGGCGACUCGAGGCACUGUGCGUAUGGGUCAAAGCAUUAAGCGCACAGCGGCGAGCCGACUGAUGAUGCGUGUGCGUAUGAUGAUAAGGCAGUUUCCACCAGGUGAUUGUACGACUCUCGAAUGGCAAGAUACAGUAACAAGCCAGCACGCCGCGGCCAGGCGCGCUGUAACAGCUUCGUUCCAGCCGCGACCCCCUAAACCUCGAGCCCCCACGCCUUUUUCUGCAUCAAGAUGUCGAUUAGCUGGAGACACGAGAUUAGCUAAUUAUUACGUUGAAACCUUUGCAGCAGAUACAAAUCCGAGAUCACUUUUGUCUAAAGCUCUAUUAUGCCUUGAAGCAAGAAACGAUGCAGAGGCUAGAAAUUACUAUUUACGAGCGCUAACUAUUCAGGUCAAAAACAAAUAUUUAUUGUGGUUAUUUGGUGCACAAGAAUUCGACAAAGGCCCAGAGGGAAAUGAAACUGCUAGUGCUGCUUUACGAAUAGCUGUAAAGGGUGACAACUCAGACGGAAUUUCUAAUUCAAUAUCUUGGGCAGCUGUCCACACACAGUAUCAUUAUAUCGGCGAUCAAUAUGCAGCAUUCGUAGCUGCAAAGAAUAUGAGAAAAGCGUUUAUGCUACCCCGGGAAUGGAAAAAGUUUUACGAGCGUUGGGCGCAAACAACUGGAGAAGAGCAAGUAUUUUGGAUUCCAACUGUAGUAGCAGUCACAGACCCAUUUUUAAUUUCAGCGGCAUUCUUCCUCUGUUUAAAAUGCUAUCAUUUUACUGAGAGAUUGCUGCAAUGCGUGGAGAACGGAUGCUUUAACAGAGGAUCGCAUUAUAAUUAUAACAGUAAAGUUAGCGUCGAUGUGUAUUAUAUUCGUGCCGCCUCUCUUCUCCUAAGACGAAGAUAUGAACCGGCGUUAGAUAUGACACAGAAAGCUAUCAGUAGAUUUGGUCCAAGUGCUAUUCUCUUACAGAUGCAGACCAGUUGCUUAGCGUGUAUUAACGGUUGGGAUGGGGACUGCGAGGUGUCAUUUCUGAAAGCGGAUCAUGCAGGAGCAGAGCAAUGUCCAGUUUUACUUUUGCGAGCGGCUCGGGGAACUUUUCACACUAACCCUAGCGCAGCAUUGCAGAGAGCAGCUCGUUGUCAUAAGAUAGCUGCAGGAGGCCAUUCAGCUCUCCUUAUUGGGCGUAUAUACGAUCAAAUUGGAGAUCGAUACAGGGCUGAACGUUGGGGCACUACCGCUGUCGAUUUGGAGCCAAUGCUUGCAGAUGGCUGGGCUUUUUUGGCUAUUCUGGCGAUGAAAGAACGACUCACUGAUAAGGCGAGGGCUAUGAUCCGUACGGCAAAUCAAGUAGGGCCUAUCAGUCCCGAUAUUAAGGAAGAAAUUGACGAUUUGAUUGGGAAACUCCGUAUGCAAACCAUGCCCGACGCUUUAGUGAAAGAUUUGUGUUUUUGCGAUUUAGGUAUAUGAAUGAUUGCAUUUUACGAUAUACUUAUGAUUAAUGUUAUUAUCUUGUUUACUGUAUUAGUUGGUU
Messenger RNA from Cydia fagiglandana, 2791 nucleotides. RefSeq lists its product as uncharacterized. NCBI's taxonomy places the organism in Eukaryota, Metazoa, Arthropoda, Insecta, Lepidoptera, Tortricidae. The record is from RefSeq and is a predicted model, not a curated record. The transcript has a single exon. Bases 1 to 2727 code for a protein of 908 amino acids. Gene Ontology annotation, molecular function: protein binding.